This is a messenger RNA of Tilletiopsis washingtonensis, 2484 nucleotides long. RefSeq names its product nuclear pore protein 84/107. The record is from RefSeq and is a predicted model, not a curated record. Gene Ontology annotation, biological process: protein import into nucleus; post-transcriptional tethering of RNA polymerase II gene DNA at nuclear periphery; regulation of DNA-templated transcription. Gene Ontology annotation, molecular function: structural constituent of nuclear pore. The coding region runs from base 21 to 2459 and encodes 812 amino acids. The transcript is spliced from 11 exons. Lineage: Eukaryota; Fungi; Basidiomycota; Exobasidiomycetes; Entylomatales. Gene Ontology annotation, cellular component: nuclear pore; nuclear pore outer ring.
CGCCCUCAGACACACCGCACAUGCAGUCGCCCACGCCCGCGGCCGCCUUUGCCGCCGCGCUCACGGGCCUGCGCGACGCGCCGCACUCGGCGCGCCUCAGCGCCCACGCCGGCCUCGGCGCCGCCUUUGCUCACGUCUGCAGCGAGCGCGCAGCCGAGGCCCUCGACGGCGCCGGCGCACGUGCCGGCCUGCAGAGCCUCGAGCUCGACGACGACGCCGAGGCGUGGCAGCGCGAGGCGCGCACAUGGCAGCUGCUGGCACUGCUCUACCACGAGCGCCUGACGCGGCCCGUCGCAGCCGAGCAGGCCGACAGCGCCGGCUCGAGCACGCAGCCGUACGCCACGCCGCUGAGCUCGGUGCAGGACGUGCUGCGCGCCAGCAGCGGCGUGGCCGAGCUGGAGCUGAUCCGCAACUGGCUCGGCGCCCACCUCGGCAGCGCACUGCAUCCCGUCGAGGUGCGCAAGGGCUACCGGCCCUUUACGCGCAACCGCCUGCGCGCCGAGAAGCGCGUUGGCGGCACGAGAGGGGGACGGGCUGGAAGCAGCUUGGGCAUGGGCAGUGCUGGCGGACGCAAGGAGCGCGAUCGCGCACUGGACCCGGACGCGGGCGGCGAGGAGAAGGAGGACGUGUCCUACGACCGCGCGUUGUCGCGCACCCUCUUCGAGUACGCACGCGCCGGCCGGCUGCUCGACGCGCUCGACUUGGCGCGGCAAGCCGACCAGCCCUGGCGAGCUGCCAGUCUGCGAGGCGCCAUGCUGCAUUGGCGGCCUGGCUGUGAUGACGAGGAAGUCGUCGAGCUUGAGCAGGCAACGGGAAACCGCAACAGGGCCUUGUGGAAGGCAGUGUGCCGGAGCUUGGCCUCAAAAACGACCCUCGACCCGUAUGAGCGCGGCCUGUACGGCGCGCUGAGCGGCGACCUUGCCUCUGUCUUGGCUGUGUCGACGACAUGGGAAGCACAGCUCUGGGCCUACGUCAACGCGAGUCUCGAGGCGUCCAUCGACACUGCCCUCGAUGCGCGUGCCGGCUGGUGGAGCCAGGAGGCUGCCGUCACGUUCACCGAUGCGCGCGAGACGGGAGCGGUCAAGCUCGUCGAGCUCACGAUCCCUGAUGCGCUUGCGGGCGUCAAGCGGGCAGAGGGAAAGCAGACGGACGGAGCUACGGCGCGCGAGCUGCGCGAUGUCUUUGCGGUGCUGGCGCAGACACCGGCGCGCGGCGUGCACAUGCAAGCGAACGACCCCUUCGUGGUCGUGCAGCGCGCUGUGAUCCUCGAGGAGGUCAACGACCUGCUCGUUCACCUCGAGUCUCGUCUGGUCGACAUGCGGCAUUCGACGGCGCCACAACAAUACGCCCGCCUCGUGCGCUUCUUCGCGCACCUCGUCUUGUUCCUGCGCCUGCUCGAUCUGCCGCGUCCACCGCCAGACGUGACGUCCAACGCGCUUCUGCGCGCCUACGUCGAGGUGCUUGAGGAGCAAGGGGCAGAGGACGGCCUCAUUGCGCUCUACGCUAGCUCGCUGGAGCCCGAGAGCGCCACGCAGAGCUACGCGCACUACCUCAAGCUCAUGGACAUGCACACGCCCGCCGAGGUGCGCCGCACUGCGCUGCAGAAGGCCAGCGAGCACCACCUCGACACCGACGCUGUCGCGCGCACGACGGUGGCCAUGAUCUUCGACGAGGUCUUCCCGAGCAUGGUCUCUUCACUCUCGAGCGGCGUGCCUGUCACGUCCUUCGACGCCGCUCUCGAGACGCAGGAAGAGCGUCUCAUCUUGGCUCUCGACUGGCUCACCUACUCGCCAACGACGCAUCGCGAUGCAAUCCUGCAGUCCAACGUGCUCAUGCGCCUCUUCUUGGCGUCGGGCAAGCUGCACGCCGCACGAACCCUGCUGCUGGGCCUGCCGGCGGACGUGGUCCGAGCGAUCGAGGACGAGGAGCUCGAGGGCGACGAGGGAGACGAGCACAUGCACUGGCGCAGCUUCUUCGACGCUCUCGCCGCGCAUGUGCGCUUCUCUGAGCUCUGGAGCGCGCGUGAAGAGCAGCGCACCCGCGUCGAGCGCCACGACUGGCUGCAGGCUCUCGAGUCGAGCGUUGCGAAUGCACAGCAGGCUGCGCUCGAGGUGCUGGAGAUGGACUGGCUCAAGAUGGACGUGCCGAUCGUGGACCUGAGCUCCGAGCGGCGUGCCACCGAGCUUGCACGCAUCCGGCAGAUCUACAUCCCCGAGCUGGUGCUGCGGCUACACUUCAUGCUGCUCGACACGUCCAGCGUGCUUCCGGGCCAUCUGGCCGCCGCGCUGCGCCUGCCGAACCUCGUCGCCGACGAGCGGCACAAGCUGUACCUCGAGUUCGUCACGCCCGCACAGGCCGGCGAGGGCAACCGGCUGCGCGAGUACCUCGGCUUUGUGCGCGAGGCACACCUGCAGGCGCUCGAGAGCAGCACAGACGCAUUCGCUGUUGCAGCACAGUGACGCAAAUGACAUUGAUUCAAUGAGA